AGCGGCACACUCCAGAGCACGUUUUUGUGAUCUGAUGCGAAUGAAGUUUUGUUAUUUGGAAUGAUUUGACUUGAUUUUUGGCCUGAAUUUGUGAUUUUAGUGGGUUCUCUCUUACUUUUAGUCGUCAGUUAUAGAAGUCGCCUGUAAGGCCGUUGAUAAAGUGUGCCAUCUAGAAUGAAAAUCAUGAAAAGACCAAAUAUUCUACUGACAGGAACUCCUGGAGUUGGUAAAACUACCUUGGGGAAGGAGCUAGCCCAGAGAACAGGGUUAACAUACAUCAAUGUAGGUGACCUGGCUCAAGAAGGACAGCUGUUUGAUGGAUUUGAUGACGAAUACCAGUGUCCAGUGUUAGACGAGGACCGAGUGGUGGAUGAAUUAGAAGAUAAGAUGGGAGAAGGAGGUGUUAUAGUGGAUUACCAUGGCUGCGACUUUUUCCCUGAGCGAUGGUUCGACAUUGUUUUUGUUCUUCGCACAGACAACACAAGUUUGUAUAACCGACUGGAAGGCAGGGGAUACACGGGAAAGAAACUUCAGGACAAUGUCCAAUGUGAGAUCUUCCAGACCAUCUACGAGGAGGCCAUGGAAGCCUACAAGCCAGAGAUUGUUCACCAGUUGCCUAGCAAUGAGCCAGAGGACCUGGAGAGGAACCUGGAUCAAAUUUCACAGUGGAUAGAACAGUGGAUAAAGGACAAUAACUAAACAGAUCUCUGACCCCAGCUGUUCGGACUGUAUUUGGCAGAUGCCGCAAUACUUCUCCAUCCACACAGCUGUUUAAAUGCACGAGUGCAGAGAGGCUUUAUCUGUUACACUGCACUUGGUAGAAGUAUCACAAGGUGUCUGAGGCUUGAGUGGCCGACAGAAAUUACAGUUUUAUUUUUAUAGUGUACACAGCACCUUACACACGUAGGAUGUUUGUGUGAGGUUUUUGUAAGAAACGUGGUGAUUGUUUGGAUAAGUAAAAGAUUGAACAAGACUAUUGUAAUUUGGCACUUAUAUUCCAGUUAAGGUUUUAAGUUUGAAAGUAGUUUCCAAGACAAUAAUCUGACUUAACUGUCCCGAUCUUCAUGACAAAUAGAAGGAAUAGGAGUUUUGACUCAAGUUUGUUCACUCAGGCCUUAUAUAGCCUUAGUGUGUUAGAACAAAUGUUUAAUGCAUAGUCUAUUAUUGUACAAAACUGUAUUGCUAAAGGCAGAACUCUACAAUUUAAUACAAUGAUGAUGCCCAUGUCUACUGGUCCUGCAGUUUAUAUGAAAAUCAAGAUAUGCAGUUGUUCGGCCUGAAUGGUUGGUUAGAUGGAUGUCAUCAGUAGGCCUAUCAGUAAUGAAAUGAACAGACAGUCUAUUGGCUCUGAGUAGACUACAAAUAAAAACGAAUGCUGAAUAAGUU
Alosa alosa (allis shad) is the source of this 1386-nucleotide messenger RNA. RefSeq names its product adenylate kinase 6 (gene ak6). The transcript has 5 exons. Gene Ontology annotation, cellular component: nucleus; cytoplasm. Gene Ontology annotation, molecular function: AMP kinase activity; ATP hydrolysis activity; ATP binding. The record is from RefSeq and is a predicted model, not a curated record. Bases 175 to 699 code for a protein of 174 amino acids. NCBI's taxonomy places the organism in Eukaryota, Metazoa, Chordata, Actinopteri, Clupeiformes, Clupeidae.